CCCACGUCAUAUAAGUAGCGGUGCAUUCAAUAAUUAAUGAAUUAAUUAAUUAUUUAAUUAACAAUUCUAAAAAAUAAAAAAUAAAUAAAAAUUAAUUAAUUAACAACUUUUCUCUAUAUAUAUGGGAGGUUUUGUUCACUCUUUCAACUACACUCUCACAUAAUAACAGCGCAAACAAAUUUACAAAUUUGUUUUAAAAUCUUCCUUUUUCUCUAACACCUUAUUUGUAACUUUUCAUCAAUUUCCUUGCCUGAAUAAUUCGCAAGUAUACAUAAAUUUGUUUAUGUAGUUUCUUAGACGACGACAACAAUAUCGUAGCGUAACAAUGACUUGGUUCAAGAUUUUCCAAAAGGAAAAGAUAAGAGAUGAAAGUGAAACAGUAGAAUACACUCUUGAUGGAACUGUUGAUUUAUACGGCAAAGCAGCAGUACGUGCUAAAACUGGAAGAUGGACCCUUGGUAUCCUAAUCUUAGUGAAUCAAGGGCUUGCUACAUUGGCAUUUUUCGGCAUAGGAGUAAACCUAGUGUUGUUUUUGACAAGAGUGGUAGGACAAAGUAAUGCAGAUGCAGCAAACAACGUUAGCAAAUGGACUGGAACUGUUUAUCUAUUUUCCCUUCUUGGUGCCUUCCUUAGUGAUUCCUAUUGGGGUCGAUACAAAACAUGCACGAUUUUUCAAGCAAUCUUUGUCCUUGGCUUGGCAUUAUUGUCACUAUCAUCGUACUUAUUUUUACUAAAGCCUAGAGGUUGUGGAGAUGAGCUAACUCCAUGCAACUCCCACUCUGGCUUCCAUGUCGCGUUGUUCUACAUCUCAUUAUACAUGGUGGCCCUUGGGAAUGGAGGAUACCAGCCAAAUAUCGCGUCAUUUGGGGCUGAUCAAUUUGAUGUAGAACAUCCUAAGGAAAGACACUCGAAAAUCUCCUUCUUUAGUUAUUUCUACUUGGCUUUCAACUUAGGAUCUCUAUUUUCUAACACUUUAUUGGCCUACUAUGAAGAUCAUGGAAAGUGGGCACUUGGGUUCUUUGUAUCUGCUAUUAUUGCCCUUAUUGCUUUGAUACUUUUCCUUGGUGGUACGCCUCGUUAUAGACACUACAAGUCUCUAGGAAACCCUGUUUCGAGGUUUGGCAGAGUUCUUGUGGCUUCCUUAAAGAAAUGGAAAGUUCCUGUACCGGCGGAAGGGGAUGGUUUGUAUGAAUUGGAUGCAAAAACAUACGCUAAAAAUGGAAGGAAAAAGAUAAUGCACACCAAAGGAUUAUCGAUCUUGGAUAAAGCUGCGGUUCCCACCUCAUCCAACAACGAAAGGAACUUGUGUACUGUCACUCAAGUCGAAGAAGUUAAAUGCAUAUUAAGGCUUCUCCCAAUAUGGGUUUGCACUAUUAUGUACUCUGUAGUCUUCACUCAAAUGGCUUCCCUCUUUGUGGAGCAAGGUGCCAUGAUGAAAGCAACCAUCAAAGGUGGCUUCCGCAUUCCACCAGCUAGCAUGUCUGUUUUCGACAUCCUAAGUGUUGCAUCCUUUAUCUUUAUCUUUCGUCGUGUUUUGAACCCUCUUGCCAUUCGAUUGAGGAGUAGAGGUCUUACUGAACUUCAAAGAAUGGGGAUUGGCCUCAUCUUUGCAAUUUUAUCUAUGGUAGCUGCUGGCACUGUAGAGGUUUACAGGCUGAAAUAUGCGAUAAAGGAUUGUCAGGAUUGUGGAGAGGCUAGUACUCUAAGCAUCUUUUGGCAAAUACCUCAAUUCAUGCUUGUUGGUGCAUCCGAGGUUUUCAUGUACGUCGGUCAGUUGGAAUUCUUCAAUGGACAAGCACCCAAAGCAUUAAAGAGCUUUGGGAGUGCGCUUUGCAUGUUGUCAAUGUCGUUCGGGAAUUACAUGAGUAGCAUCAUAGUUACUUUACUUAUGAAAAUAAGUGCAAGAGGUAGCAAUCCAGGGUGGAUUCCGGAAGAUCUAAAUAAGGGUCAUCUAGAUAGGUUUUACUUCUUGUUGGCCAUUCUUACCUUAAUAGAUUUCAUGGUGUACUUGUACUUCGCUUCAUCAUACAAAUAUGUUCAAUGUGAAGAGCCAGGAGAAAGUGAUGGUGAUGAAGACGGUGUCAAAAUUGAUGUCUAGGAGAACUUUGAUGUUAACAAAAAGUGAAAUGACUUUCUU
Messenger RNA from Chenopodium quinoa (quinoa), 2137 nucleotides. RefSeq names its product protein NRT1/ PTR FAMILY 7.3-like. Gene Ontology annotation, molecular function: transmembrane transporter activity. The coding region runs from base 326 to 2098 and encodes 590 amino acids. The transcript has 5 exons. Gene Ontology annotation, biological process: transmembrane transport. NCBI's taxonomy places the organism in Eukaryota, Viridiplantae, Streptophyta, Magnoliopsida, Caryophyllales, Amaranthaceae. The record is from RefSeq and is a predicted model, not a curated record. Gene Ontology annotation, cellular component: membrane.